AUGUCUGUAAUUUUAUUAUUAAAUAAAGCAGUGUGCAACAUAAUGCAAGAAACGCCUUUAGAUUUGAGUUGUCGAAAUUCCGAAAGGAAAAUAAAUUUAAAUUCAUCAAAGUUUCAAAAAUCUUGUUUAUCUUGUCAAACAUGUGGCAAAAACUUUGACAGACCGUCUUUGCUCAAAAGACAUCUACGAACUCAUACAGAUUUAGGUGAAAAACCACAUGGUUGCACUGUGUGUGGAAAAAUGUUCAGUACAAGUAGCUCGUUGAAUACACAUGUCAGAAUACAUACUGGAGAACGGCCACACGAAUGUCUCAUUUGUGGGAAACGUUUCACGGCUUCAUCGAAUUUAUAUUAUCAUCGAAUGACUCAUUAUAAGGAAAAACCUCAUAAAUGCAAUGAAUGCGGUCGCUCUUUUCCAACUCCUGGUGAUUUAAAGGCCCAUGGGUAUUCUCAUAGUGGUAACUGGCCUAUCCGAUGUUCAAUUUGCAAUCGGGGAUUUUGCAAACCUGGAGCUCUACAUCACCAUAUGCAAGUGCACAUAGGUAAUUAAUAUUAAUUAAAUAUCAACAAGUGUUUAUAAUUUUUCACGAAUUUUUAAUACUUUA
Apis dorsata (giant honeybee) is the source of this 604-nucleotide messenger RNA. RefSeq names its product zinc finger protein 214-like. The record is from RefSeq and is a predicted model, not a curated record. Gene Ontology annotation, biological process: regulation of transcription by RNA polymerase II. Gene Ontology annotation, molecular function: RNA polymerase II cis-regulatory region sequence-specific DNA binding; DNA-binding transcription factor activity, RNA polymerase II-specific. NCBI's taxonomy places the organism in Eukaryota, Metazoa, Arthropoda, Insecta, Hymenoptera, Apidae. The coding region runs from base 1 to 549 and encodes 182 amino acids. The transcript is spliced from 4 exons.